UUCGCGCGUACAGUUUUGUCAAGGAUCGUAGAAGUGUAAUGUUGCUGUAAAAUACUCCGGACAGCGAAAUGGCCAACGAACCAGAUCAAUCAAUGUCGAUAACACAAACCAUUAAAAAUUACUUCGACGUGGACAGUUGGAGCUUCCUGAAACCAAAAUAUGAGAAAGAAGACGUAGUAUAUGGAACAUCGAAGAUCGACCAAAAUGCGGAAGUAUAUAACAUGAAUCACAAACGGAGGGGAACGGCGUUAAUCCUCAACCAGAUUCAGUUUAAAAAGAUGUCACCAAGACUGGGAGCGAAAACCGAUUCGGCCAAUCUGGAGAAAAUAUUAAAAGACAUAGGCUUUGAUGUUAAAAUCUACCACGACUUAAACUUCAAGACGAUAGCACUGACGUUAGAAGCGAUUGCUGAAGAAGACCACACGGAUGCUGACUGUCUGGUCGUAGUUGCUAUGUCGCAUGGAGAAUCACGUUACCUGCAUGCCACCGACAGCACGUAUCCCGUGGAACUGCUCUGGUCAACGUUCAUUGGCAAUAAAUGUCCCAGCCUGGCUGGCAAGCCGAAGUUAUUUUUUAUCCAGGCCUGCCGAGGGACGAGGGUGGACAAUGGCGUACAAAUGUAUUAUGAGACGGACGCCAUGGCUACCUUCAGUCUGCCUUCCUACGCGGACAUUAUGGUCGCAUACUCUACUUAUGACGGUUUCUACUCGUUCCGAAAUCCCGAUACCGGAUCCUGGUUUAUACAAGCUCUCUGCCAGGAGUUGAGUCAACACUGGCGAAGCCGCGAUCUACUCGGAAUAAUGACUUCCGUAGUGAGGCGCGUCGCUAUUGACUAUCAAUCGUUCGCGCCGCAGAACGAGGAGUUCCACCAGAAGAAACAGAUUCCGACCAUUGUCUCCAUGUUGACUCGAUUAGUGAUCUUCGAGGAAAAAGGGAAAACAGCCUCGACAUCGAAGGAAUAAAAAUGGCCGCGAAAUCAUCCAUGAAACAGCGAAGAAUUCGAUCCAGUGCCAUGGCCCUCCCUAGACGCUCUACGCCGGCUUGCCCUUUGUCAUAAACAACCAUUCUCACAGACGCGAACGAUAAAAAUCAAGUUUCCCUACGAGCAGACAAGGAAUCCGCGGUGCGAAUUUCAAAUCUCGCGCCUCGAUAAUAAAGGCGCCAGUUUCGAAUUUCGCGCCAGGAUAACAAAGGAGUAAACGCCUCUGUGACGAAUUUUAGAGCAACGCAACGAAUUGUUCCAGAUAUUUAUGAGUUUGAUGUGACAAGCGGCGCGUUAAAUUCUUUUUACUUAUUAUAUUAGAAUAAGUACGAAUACUACACAGAAAGUAAGCACGGCGGCUUAUUUAAAAAUUUUGACGACUAGUUAUAAUUAUUGAGAAACACAAAUAAUUGUAAUUAUGGAUAUUGAUAAACUUGGGA
Messenger RNA from Eufriesea mexicana, 1422 nucleotides. RefSeq names its product caspase. Lineage: Eukaryota; Metazoa; Arthropoda; Insecta; Hymenoptera; Apidae. Gene Ontology annotation, cellular component: cytoplasm. The record is from RefSeq and is a predicted model, not a curated record. The transcript is spliced from 6 exons. The coding region runs from base 69 to 962 and encodes 297 amino acids. Gene Ontology annotation, molecular function: cysteine-type endopeptidase activity. Gene Ontology annotation, biological process: apoptotic process; positive regulation of neuron apoptotic process; proteolysis.